AUGGAGAACUUCUCGGCGCUGUUCGGCGGGGCCGAGCCACCGCCCACUGCCGCGGCCGCCGCCCUGAGCUUUGGGCCUACCAAGGCGCCGGGCGCCGGGACUGCGCCCCUCCCCGCCACCGCCGCGCCGCCGCCGGGCGAGGACGCGGCCCGCAAGGCUACCGCUGGCCCCUUCUACCUGCUGCGGGAGCUACCAGGUACCACGGAGCUGACGGGCAGCACCAACCUGAUCACGCACUACAACCUGGAGCAUGCCUACAACAAGUUUUGCGGCAAGAAGGUGAAGGAGAAGCUCAGCAACUUCCUACCCGACCUGCCUGGCAUGAUCGACCUGCCCGGCUCCCAUGACAACAGCAGCCUGCGCUCCCUCAUCGAGAAGCCCCCCAUCUGCAGCAGCUCCUUUACUCCUCUUACCGGCACCAUGCUGACUGGCUUCCGCCUCCACGCCGGCCCGCUUCCUGAGCAGUGCCGGCUGAUGCACAUCCAGCCGCCCAAGAAGAAGAACAAGCACAAGCACAAGCAGAGCCGAACCCAGGAUCCUGUUCCCCCAGAAACCCCCUCAGACUCCGACCACAAGAAGAAAAAGAAGAAAAAAGAGGAGGAUCCAGAAAGGAAAAGGAAGAAGAAAGAGAAAAAGAAAAAGAAGAACCGGCACAGCCCAGAGCACCCAGGAGUAGGCAGCUCCCAGGCCAGCAGCAGCAGCAGCUUGCGGUGAGGCCGUGCCAGUGUCAC
Indicator indicator is the source of this 731-nucleotide messenger RNA. RefSeq names its product mediator complex subunit 19 (gene MED19). Gene Ontology annotation, biological process: positive regulation of transcription by RNA polymerase II. Bases 1 to 714 code for a protein of 237 amino acids. Gene Ontology annotation, cellular component: mediator complex. The transcript has 5 exons. Gene Ontology annotation, molecular function: transcription factor binding; transcription coregulator activity. Lineage: Eukaryota; Metazoa; Chordata; Aves; Piciformes; Indicatoridae. The record is from RefSeq and is a predicted model, not a curated record.